Phoenix dactylifera (date palm) is the source of this 4351-nucleotide messenger RNA. The record is from RefSeq and is a predicted model, not a curated record. NCBI's taxonomy places the organism in Eukaryota, Viridiplantae, Streptophyta, Magnoliopsida, Arecales, Arecaceae.
GCUCCCUCGCGACUCGUAAAGAAAUACAGCUCCGCUCGUGGCUUCAGCUUCAGUUUCUACGCAGGCACCCAAGCUCAAUUCUCUUCUCUCUCUCUCUCUCUCUCUCUCUCUCUCUGAGCCUUUGGUCGAUCGAGCGAUCUCUGGGCUUCGAUCCAACUCGAGGAGAAAUCUUUUUGUGAUGCGAAUCUCCUCCCCGAAAUGCUCCAUCGCCGCCGCCUGAAAUCACGGAACCCCGAGCUGGUUUGCUGUGGAGGUGGUGGAGAUCUGGGCUAGUUAGAGUUUAAGAUGAACCCUCUGUGUACGCGGAGCUCGGCCUAGGGGUUUUCGGCUUCCGGCUCCGAGUUCUUGGGGAACGAGCUCGUUUUCCUAUUUCGAGGAGCUUCUUUCGGAGAUCUGUGGGGAUAGGGUUUGAGAUCGUGGCUUGGUUGGGAAGGGGAACUUCUUCUGGUGCUUCGGGAGCUCUUGCAGCUGGUUUGAAGUGCUGGAAGAGCUCCUGAGGGGAGAUCUGGGGGGUUGUCGGGUUCCGGUUGGGGUUUCUUCUCAAACGUGGGGGCUUUCGUUCGUGCUAUGGUGGUGCGAGCUGGUCUCUUGAGGUUUUGAAAGCUUAAUCUCGGUGGAAGCUUAAGAUUUUGUGGGGUUUUGGGGGUUUUUGAUCGAAAGUUUCUUCUUUGGGGAGAGUUCAUACUUGGUUGCCUCAGCUGAGGUAGUUGGUGUACUUUAAGUCUGGUUUUUAGCCUUUUUCUUGAGGUCUUUAAUAUCUGGUAGGGAGCCUUACUGCUGUUGUUUGACACCUCGGUGGAGGUUACCAAAGCAGGAGUUUUGCUGAGAAUUUCUUCCGACGUUUGAAAACCCAGGUUGCCAAUAAGCUUAAAGCAAGGACAUCUUGCGAAAUCUGGGAUCCUGGCAUAGGUUUCAGGAACUGAUGAGACUGGAGACGAGAAUUUCUGGCAGUGGAACCGGCUUGGGUUGAAGGUGUGCGUGUGUUUGAACAAAAAAAAAAAGAAGGUGUGCGUGUGUAUCUGCAGGGGUUCGUUCACCAAGCGGAAUAUUCCUGGCCAUUUUUUUUGUUGGUCCUCUUCUUCUCAGUUGGAUGAAUUGAAGCGGCGGGUUCGGUGCUCUGGAGAGAAUCAUAAACAAAAUGCUGUAAUAGCAAUUUCAAGCAGGGAAUUGAAAAGUGAUAAUUUUUGUUGACGAAGUGCUUCACUUUGGAUAUUUCACUUGUGUGCUGAAGAAAAGGAGCAACUUCCGUCUCCAGCUUUUGGUUCCUUUUGCAUUAAUGCAAAAGAUGAGGAUCUCGUCGUCAGAUCUUGCAAAUCUGCCUCAGGAAGAAGAAAAGAGAUAUCUGAAUUCAGAGUUAUGGCAUGCAUGUGCUGGGCCACUUGUAGCAUUACCUGCUGUUGGAAGUCGUGUGGUAUAUUUCCCACAAGGCCAUAGUGAGCAGGUGGCUGCAUCAACAAACAAGGAAAUUGAUUCCCAUAUUCCCAACUAUCCAAGCUUACCUCCUCAGUUGAUCUGUCAGCUGCAUAAUGUUACCAUGCAUGCAGAUGUAGAGACAGAUGAAGUUUAUGCCCAAAUAACAUUGCAACCUUUGAGCCCGCAAGAGCAAAAAGAACCUUAUCUCCCUACUGAAUUGGGUACACCCAGCAAACAGCCAACCAAUUAUUUCUGUAAGACGCUGACUGCAAGUGACACCAGUACACAUGGUGGUUUCUCUGUUCCCCGUCGAGCAGCUGAAAAAGUCUUUCCACCAUUGGAUUUUUCGCAGCAGCCUCCUGCACAAGAGUUGAUUGCACGAGACCUUCAUGGAAAUGAGUGGAAAUUCCGUCAUAUCUUUCGUGGUCAGCCAAAGAGACAUCUUCUUACAACAGGAUGGAGUGUGUUUGUAAGUGCCAAGAGACUUGUUGCUGGCGAUUCAGUCCUUUUUAUCUGGAAUGAAAACAAUCAGUUGCUUCUGGGCAUUCGUCAUGCUAAUCGACCACAAACAGUUAUGCCUUCAUCAGUUUUGUCAAGUGAUAGCAUGCACAUAGGUCUUCUUGCUGCAGCUGCUCAUGCUGCUGCUACUAAUAGCCGUUUUACCAUAUUUUAUAACCCAAGGGCAAGUCCUUCUGAAUUUGUUAUACCAUUAGCUAAGUAUGUUAAGGCAGUGUAUCACACACGUGUUUCUGUGGGCAUGCGUUUCCGAAUGCUUUUUGAGACAGAAGAGUCAAGUGUUCGCCGAUACAUGGGCACAAUUACUGGCAUAAAUGAUCUGGACCCUGUCCGUUGGCCAAACUCGCAUUGGCGUUCUGUGAAGGUUGGCUGGGAUGAAUCAACUGCUGGAGAGAGGCAGCCUAGGGUGUCACUAUGGGAGAUCGAGCCUCUAACAACAUUCCCAAUGUAUCCAGCCCCUUUUCCACUCAGUUUUAAGCGUCCAUGGCCUACAGGAUUACCCUCUCUACAUGGUGGAAAAGAUGAUGAUACCAGUCUGAAUUCUCCACUGAUGUGGCUUCGAGAUGGUGGAAAUCCAGGGAUCCAAUCUUUGAAUUUCCAGGGAAUUGGUAGUACACCUUGGAUGCAACCAAGACUUGAUGCUUUGGGACACAGUCGACAGCCUGACAUGUACCAGUCAAUGGCUGCAGCUGCACUUCAGGAAAUGAGGACUUCGGAUCCUACAAAACAGGUAUUACCAGCUAUUCUGCCAUUCCCACAACCGCAAAACUUAACUAGCAGACCCACCCCUCUAUUACCGAGCCAGAUUCUACAGCAAGUGCAACCUCAAUCACAACGAAGUUUCCUUCACACCAUUCUAGAAAACCAGGUUCCAAGCCAGACUCAGUCUCACUUCUUUCAGCAUCAGUUGCAGCAAUGCAACUCGUUAGGUGAGCAGCACCAGCAUCAACAGAUUCAGCAGCAACAAAUUCCACAGCAACAGCAUUUGCAAAUACAACAGCAACAUCAGCAUCAACAAAUGCAACAGAACCACUUGCCUGAUCAUCAACAAAUUCCUAACAUAGUGUCAGCCCUGUCUCAGUUUACCUCUGCUUCUCAAUCCCAAUCUCCUACAUUGCAAACAUUUUCCUCGUUUUCCCAGCCACAGAACUAUCCAGAUUCCAAUGGUAACUCUGUUUCAACAACUAGCACCUCCCCCUUGCAUAAUAUUUUGCGACCGUUUUCUCCAGAGGACGCAUCACACCUUCUUAGUUUGCCAAGAACCACCCCUCUAGGCACUUCUAGUCCCUGGUCAUGUAAACGAAUUGCAGUUGAGUCAGUUCUCCCAUCUGGAGCUCAAUGUGUUGUGGCCCAUGUGGAACAGUUAGGUUCUACACAGCCUAAUCCCUCCCCACAAUCUGUAACAUUGCCACCUUUUCCAGGAAGAGAAUGUUCGGUGGAUCAAGAUGGUACCACGGAUCCCCAAAACAAUUUGUUGUUUGGGGUUAACAUAGAUUCCUCGUCACUUCUAGUGCAGAAUGGCAUGCCAAGCCUCAGAACUGGUGCCAAUGAAAGUGAUUCAGCAGCCGUGCCAUAUGCUGCUUGCAAUUUUUUGAGUCCGUCAGGAACUGACUUCCCAUUGAAUCAAGCAUUGACUAGCUCCAGUUGCUUAGAUGAAUCAGGAUUUUUGCAAUCCCCUGAGAAUGUGGAUCAAGUGAACAACCCACAGAGUGGAACCUUUGUGAAGGUUUACAAGUCAGGGUCCUUUGGAAGGUCGCUGGACAUCACCAGAUUCAGCAGCUACCAUGAGCUGCGUGGUGAGCUUGGGCGUCUGUUUGGCCUAGAAAGUCAGCUAGAAGACCCUGUGAGAUCAGGCUGGCAGCUUGUAUUCGUUGACCGGGAGAAUGAUGUUCUUCUUGUUGGCGAUGAUCCCUGGCAGGAGUUUGUGAACACUGUAUAUUGCAUAAAGAUACUUUCACCCCAAGAAGUGCAGCAGAUGGGCAAACAAGGUGUUAAUCUUCUGAACUCCGCCCCCAUCAAAAGGCCCCCAAGCAACAGUUGUGAUGGCUAUGUGAGCCGGCAGGACUCGAGAAAUUUGAGCAGUAGUAUCACAUCUGUGGGGUCUUUGGAUUAUUGAAAACCUAGGUCUGCCGAAGUCUGCAAGGCGUCAGCUCAUGACAACUCCUUUCUUGUAUUUUGCUGCACUUGCUUGUUUUAGAAGCUGGACUGAAGCACCGAGUAAGUCAGCUAUGUAUGUCUAAUAACUGUAUCAUAUGAUCUCCCCUCAUAACCUUGAUAUCCAUGCAGAGAACUUAUUUAUCUGAAGACUUGAUUCUGUGAAUGUAGGCUGUUUCAUUAAUUAGUCCUGAUCCAGGGUAUUGGGAACAGACCACUGAUUCUUGAUCUCCAGAAAUCUUAAUGAUGACAUUCCCUUUUACUUUAA